Messenger RNA from Sciurus carolinensis (gray squirrel), 1092 nucleotides. RefSeq lists its product as uncharacterized. The transcript is spliced from 2 exons. Bases 127 to 1092 code for a protein of 321 amino acids. NCBI's taxonomy places the organism in Eukaryota, Metazoa, Chordata, Mammalia, Rodentia, Sciuridae. The record is from RefSeq and is a predicted model, not a curated record.
GUCGAUCCUACCCGGCCCUUGCGCCCUACAAGGGGCAGUUGCCCAUCCCGCCGGCCCCGAUAGGGCGAAUCUCUGACACUUGAAUGAGAACACCGACGUCCUCGGAGCCAGGUCAAGUUUGUCAAGAUGUCCACCUUCCAAAAGCACUUUGGACUGAAAUCCAGAGAAGAAUCCUACCUGUUUAAAGAGCUGGAGAAAGUUCGCCAGGAGACUAAAAAGAACUUUCUCCAAUUCAAGCAGAAGUUGGCUUCCAACCUGACUUUAGAUGAAGGCCCAGUCCACUACCCGCGCCCGGCCCGCCCUAGGGAGAGGAGGUGCGGUUCCUUCACGCGUCGUCGCAGAACGUCCGCUAAAGUCCCGGCGACAGCCGCAGGGGUCUUCCUGCAGGCGGCGCUCCAAGGCAUUGUGCGCCCCCCAGGCCCCAGCGGGGCCAUCGCUCCGUGGACCAGGCCGUUUCGUCCCCAGGAGUUUUACUUGCGGAGCUCCGCGUUCCUACGGCACAGGAUCCAGAAGAUACCGCCGAUCAUCGCCCCGGAUGUUGGCACGUCCAAACCUGUGGUCCUGCGGCCGCCGCCCACGUCACCGGUGAAGCCAAGAGCGCGCCCGAGUGCCUGGAGCCCGCGGCCCUCCGUGUACAGGCGGGUCCUCGACCUGGCCAGCCAGCGAGAAGCGAUCCAGGAGAUAGUUACGCUCCCAGAGGCCCACAGGGCCAAAGACAGGAAGACCAGCAGCUCCAUCUCCAGUGAGGACAGCGACUGGGAGGCGGGCUGGUGGCGGAGGAGAGUGAGGAUUCGCACUCACUACGUGCGCCAGGGCUCAGACGCCGGGGCGACGGAUGCAGGCGGGUCCAUUUCCAAAGCAGUGUGGGAGAGUGGCGUGUUCAGGGACUUGCAGGAGGUCGCCCAGUCCGAGCUGCUGCCCACCAGAGUGAUCCCCACAACCAUCGAGGAGGUUAUCGCCUCUCUGCAGUCUGAGGCCCAGCUGGCCUCGGACCAGAUCAUCAGAGAGCUCAUACAGAGCAUCCUGGGCCAGAACUACGACAUUAAAGUGGAAGUAGGUGACCUGAACGAUGGUUAUGUUUCUUCUGGGUGA